UUCCGGUUCUGCGCCCCCAUCCUAUUUUCAGGCCCCUCCUACCUGCAGCCUUUGGGGCUCGGCGAGACUAACUGCCGGGCCGAAAACCUGGCUGCCGAGCCCCUCCCUCCAGCGCCGGGCUGUUCCCUAGGGUACGCCCGUGGCAUACCUUCUGCACCCCACCUGCAGCGGGCUAGCUCGCUGCCCGCAACCCUCCCCCACCAAAAGACUGGGGUUGGCACUGAACUGAGCUCUUGACUGGCAUCAACUCUAAAUCCUCAGAACAUCCCAGGGAGUUCCACAGGGUGCCCUAUCCUGAGCCAUGAGUGAGCUGAAGGACUGCCCCUUGCAGUUCCACGACUUCAAGUCAGUGGACCACUUGAAGGUCUGUCCUCGCUACACAGCGGUGUUGGCCCGCUCUGAGGAUGACGGCAUCGGUAUCGAGGAGCUGGACACUCUGCAGCUGGAGCUUGAGACCCUGCUUUCCUCUGCCAGCCGACGCCUGCGGGUGCUUGAGGCUGAAACCCAGAUCCUCACUGACUGGCAGGAUAAGAAAGGUGACCGACGAUUCCUGAAGCUGGGUCGAGACCAUGAGCUUGGAGCUCCCCCCAAACAUGGGAAGCCCAAGAAGCAGAAACUGGAAGGGAAGGCGGGCCAUGGGCCUGGCCCUGGCCCUGGGCGACCCAAAUCCAAAAACCUUCAGCCCAAGAUCCAGGAAUAUGAAUUCACUGAUGACCCAAUUGAUGUGCCACGUAUCCCCAAGAAUGACGCCCCCAACAGAUUCUGGGCUUCGGUGGAGCCAUACUGUGCUGAUAUCACCAGUGAGGAAGUGCGCACACUAGAGGAGCUACUGAAACCCCCAGAAGAUGAGGCUGAACAUUACAAGAUCCCGCCCCUAGGGAAGCACUACUCCCAGCGCUGGGCACAGGAGGACCUGCUGGAGGAGCAGAAGGACGGGGCCCGGGCAGCAGCUGUGGCUGACAAGAAGAAGGGCCUCUUGGGGCCCCUGACCGAACUGGACACUAAAGAUGUGGAUGCCCUGCUGAAGAAGUCUGAGGCCCAGCAUGAGCAGCCAGAAGACGGGUGUCCCUUUGGUGCCCUGACACAGCGUCUGCUGCAGGCCUUGGUGGAGGAAAAUAUUAUUUCCCCCAUGGAGGACUCUCCUAUUCCAGACAUGUCUGGAAAAGAAUCGGGGGCGGAUGGGGCAAGCACCUCUCCCCGCAAUCAGAACAAGCCCUUCAGCGUGCCGCAUACCAAGUCCCUGGAGAGCCGCAUUAAGGAGGAGCUGAUCGCCCAGGGCCUGCUGGAGUCUGAGGACCGCCCUGCAGAGGACUCAGAGGACGAGGUUCUGGCGGAGCUGCGCAAGCGGCAGGCUGAGCUGAAGGCGCUCAGUGCCCACAACCGCACCAAGAAGCACGACCUGCUGAGGCUGGCGAAGGAGGAGGUGAGCCGGCAGGAGCUGAGGCAGCGGGUCCGCAUGGCAGACAAUGAGGUCAUGGAUGCCUUCCGCAAGAUCAUGGCUGCCCGGCAGAAGAAACGGACCCCCACCAAGAAGGAGAAAGACCAGGCCUGGAAGACUCUGAAGGAGCGCGAGAGCAUCCUGAAGCUGCUAGACGGGUAGCUCUCACCCCUGCUCAGGCCACCUUCCCCUGGCCUGGGACAGGAGGCCCACUUCCUUCGGGCUUCCAGAAGUUUGGCCUGUGGCUGCCUAGCUAGUGUCAAAUGGCAGCAGUCUCUAGAGGCUGGGCCCUUCCCUGACAUGUUCUGGCGAAACUGUACAGCUAGGACAUGAGAGGCCCUGCUGGGCUGGCCUGGGGCCCAGACUCUGCUUGGUCCCCCAGAUGAGGGGUGGGCUUCAUUUUUGGGUCAUCCUCACCCCCUACCCUCCCUACCCCUUUCACCCUCAAGGACUUCUCCCUUGUGGUUUUGUAAAGUGCAGACUUAAGAAUAAAGUGACUGAAACAUGGUUUUUUUAAAAAGUA
Capra hircus (goat) is the source of this 1961-nucleotide messenger RNA. RefSeq names its product transcriptional adaptor 3 (gene TADA3). The transcript is spliced from 10 exons. Gene Ontology annotation, molecular function: transcription coactivator activity. Bases 302 to 1600 code for a protein of 432 amino acids. Gene Ontology annotation, biological process: regulation of transcription by RNA polymerase II. The record is from RefSeq and is a predicted model, not a curated record. NCBI's taxonomy places the organism in Eukaryota, Metazoa, Chordata, Mammalia, Artiodactyla, Bovidae. Gene Ontology annotation, cellular component: SAGA complex.